CCAAGAUACAUUCUUUCUGCGUGCGACCUCCAUUGUAGACAAGGACUGGCCGGCUCUUGUCACCAGCACGUGAGUCGUGACCUCCCACUCGUGGGGCGCCGCGCUGGCUCAGCGGUUAGAUGUCCGCUGGUCACCCAGACAUCAACAAGAGUGAAAGCGAAGUGAUUAAGACUAGAAGACUGUAGCGGAUCCGUUCACCUGUCAACAGCAGGUGUGCAUCAUUCAUACACGGAUGCUUGCACACCUCCAGCUCGGACCACGAUGUAUGAGUAAGGGGGUUUCAAACACUCGUAUAAAAGGUUUUAUGGAGCGGCGACACGUCCAUCACACACUGAUGCAGACAAGAUAGCUGCAGCACCUUCUUCUGUAUCACCGAAAACAGAAAAAUGUGCAUUUGGAAAAAUAAAAAUUAUUACUAUACUGUCUCCUCGAAGAACUUAUUACUAAAAUAUAUUUUACAGACUCAGAGCAUUGUUUCACUAUGCUUUUGGUAAUUCUAAUGGGAAGAAAAUUUACACCAUCACUAGCACUAAGAUUUGUUUGGCAGUCAAUGUUGUAGGGAUUUUACAACUGUACAUAUAAAGACACAUGCAUAAAAAAUACAGAGCAAGCAUCACAGGAGCAGAGACAAACGACUAUAAGAAAGAAACAGUUCACAUGUACAGUAAUCUGAAGAUACACCAAUUUCUCGCAGACUGUUAACUAUGCAAGUCACCAGACCCCUCGACCCGACCUAAAAAGGUCAGGGGACGACCUGUACCCUUCUGGAGGUGCUUAGACACAGGACGUCUGCUUGCAGAAGGACAAGCUGUACUUAUCUGCCUAACCAAUAGGUACACAGGUGUCCACCGUGUCCUUUACAAUCAUACACCGUUAGUGUACUGUUUGACAAGCACGUUGUUUCAUCACGAUUGCUGGUACACGAUUUUUAAUAUACACAUGUUUUGUAUGUUCUGUAUGGCGAUAUCUUUUCCCAUCUCCCCUCCCUCGCUGUCUUACCUUCACCGACCUCUAUGAGGUCAGGUACCUACUCAUCAUAGCUGGGUCGAUGGAGAAAAGCUUGCUGCGAUAAACGGGUAUCGAACAGGCGCUUAUUAUGGUGAAUAUACAAGUGCUCUAACCACAAAGCUAUCCGUUUCCCCAAAUGAGCAUUGUAAAAUGUCCUUUCCCCUCCUCACCAUUAUUGUCAGAUCAUAAAACUACCGCUUAUUCGUUGAUGAUUGGUGUAUUUGUAUUACUGUUUAGUUAGCAUUUUCCUUUAUCAUAAACUACAUGGUACUUACAAUGACACGCCACUCUCAAACACAGCUUUUAAAGAAAAAAGUUCGUUCCUAUGGCAACUUACACGGAAAACAAGUUGAAAACGUGUCCGAACCUUGUUUCUUUGUGGAGUGCUUAAAGGUGGUUUGGCGAAAGGCUUAUCAAAACUGUUUUGAGUUUUUUGUGUGACUCCACCCUAAAUGACCGAAAAAGGCACUCAGCAGAUUACACAAUUAGUCUCAUUUGGUUUCUCGGUCUCUCUAACCUACACUACGGGCGACGGUCGCUUGAUUCCAGACGAACAGCAUAGGUGAACCAUGAUCACCCGUCAAGGGAUGUCACCGAAUGUCAUCCAUCGUACGUCACGACAAUUAAGGCCCGUUUCAAACAUGGCGGUCCAGCUCUUUCUGUGGGCGAUUGUUCUGCUGACGACGAGGUCGAUGCAAGGUUCUGAUGCUACACCAUUAGAUGACUACGUCAACAAGCCAGAUCCCUUCUACACCUGGACAACCUUGAACUGGAAAUACCGGGGGCCGGACUUCACACUCUACGUCAUCAACAUGACGUCACAGAUGUGGAUGUCAGGUGUUGAGAGCAGACAUCCAAUAUGGUGGCACUACCUGUAUGUCGCGGUGCCGGACAGGAUCACACGGCCAGAGGCCGGCCUCUUGUACAUCUCUUAUGGAGGCAAUGGACCAAAUUACAUUCCAGAUGUCGACGAUGAGUUCAUCAGCUUCAUCACACUGAUGGCCGUCAGCACGGGCACAGUGUGCGCUAACCUGAGGCAGGUGCCCAACCAACCCAUCGUCUUCAAUAAUGACCCAAGUAAGACAGAGCGGUCUGAGGACGCCAUCAUAGCCUGGACGUGGUAUCAGUUCAUCUCCCACAAUGCAUCAGCAGAGUGGCUCAUCAGACUUCCAAUGACCAAGGCCGCGGUGAGGGCCAUGGACACCAUAGCUGCCUUCACCAAGCUGCUGAAUCCUUCUGUCGACAUCAACAAGUUUCUGGUCUGCGGGGAGUCGAAGCGCGGGUGGACAACUUGGACAACGGGGGCAGUGGACAAGCGGGUGGUGGCCAUUGUUCCCAUGGUCAUGGACCUCCUGAACUUAGUGCAGAAUCUCCACCAUCACUAUCAGGCACUUGGCGGAUGGACUUUUGCAUUUGACGACUACUACAAAUUGAACAUCACCAUGGAGCUCGACAACCCCAACACUCAACGCAUGGCUGACAUCGUGGAUCCCAUCACCUACAAAGACCGUCUGACCAUGCCCAAGUACAUCAUCACUACAGGCGGCGAUGAGUUUUUUCUCCCUGACGAUUCCUACUAUUACCUGGACCAGAUGCUUGGAGACACCUAUCUCAGAACCAUUCCAAACGCAGAGCACUCCCUGACCUUUCACAGGCCAUCUCUGUUUCUCGGGGUGCGAGCCUUCUACCUCAGUGUUCUGGAUGCGUUUCCUCGACCAAAGAUCACAUGGACGAAGAAUUUCACGACGACAGGGGGCGUUCUGAACAUGUUCACAGACACAAAACCCGUGGAAGUCAACGUAUACUUCGCAAAGACUCUGGACGGUCGAAGGAGGGAUUUCCGCCUAGCUGUGGCAGACCCAAACAACCCAGACUCUUUCUUACCUCACCCUGUGGUGUGGCAUAAAACAACAGCAGAAGUAAAGAGCGAAAAUCAGUAUACUGCCACCUUCAGCAACCCUGAGACAGGCUGGUUGGUUUUUCACAUUCAGGCCUUUUUCACGGGUCCGGACGAGAGUUACUUCGAGUUCACCACCGAGAACAUGAUCAUUCCUGAUCGUCUGCCUUUCCCCAGAUGUCAAGGGGCCGAGUGUUACGGGACCCUGGUGUAAUACACUGUAGUCAACAUGACAAAUGUGGCAAAUAUCACAGAUGUACUUGAUGGAAGAUUUCAGGUAUGAACAGGUCAUGUACAAGCGCGAGAAGAAAAUUCAAAACGCCAAGAAAAUUCAGGCUGAAGAUCAUUAAAAAUACCUUGAUCCCUGGAACUGCAAUAAAUACAAUGUUACCGGAAGGCGAUGAUAUCCAAAUGUAUAAAGAAUUCAUAUCACAAGCCAGCCAACAGAUGUCAUUUUACUCUGUACACAGCAACCAUUGUACAAUUAAAGGUACUAUGUCAAGAUCUAGCCAUGAAAAUAAAUUAUAUAUAUAUCAGACAUAAGCAUUGUAAAUAACUAAGUUUAUUUCAAGCUUGAAGGCAAAUGGCUUAAAGACUUAGAUUGCAAUUCACUGUAACUGGUUGCUAUGGCACAUGAAGUUGUAUAAGAGACGAUGACAACUUUGACAAGUAAUAGCAAACAUAAAUUAUAUAUAUAUAUAAUAAUUAACUUUUUUUUCCUUAUGCACAAUAGUUUGUUCGUGGUUCUGCAAUGAAAGUACAUUAAUAAUAAUGAUAAUGGCUAUUUAUAGCAGACACAAACGUCCUCCUAAUGGAGGAGUUCAUGGCAUUUACAAAAUGUCUACACACAUGCUACACUAAUGCACAAGCACAUAAAAUCUCAUACAUCAUCAUCAUUAUUAUCAUCAUCUACUUAAUAUACAUUUCAAAAGCUUAUAAAUUUACUGAAAUCUGGGGUAGUCCAACCCCACCCCUGUUUCUGACGAUAAAUAAUUCGUGUCCAGCGGCCUUCUGAUCCCUUUCACACCCACAGUUUCGGGUACACCAGCCGUCCUGUCCCUCCCGCUUGUCAGGCCUCCAUGGCAACAUGAUCUUGUUUUCUUUCACUCAUCAUUAAAGGAAGUAAAGACCUUGCCAUACUUACAUUCCAUUAUCAAGCGAAUCCAUUGGCGCUUAUCGUGUCACAAAGGAUUACCUAAGCUUCAUUUGUUUGCUAUUCUUUUUGCCAAGUGGAUAGUGCAAGAUGUCAGGUCAAGCACCGGACAAUCAGGUGGUCAAAUGAGACGGGAGGUAAGGCAGAUAUUCCACUUCAGCGCCUGGAAGCGUCUCUGUAGGGCGCUGCUUGCUGCCCUUGGAUGUUGUCUCUCCUGUCCAGAUCCCUAUUCUCAAAGUGAUAUAUGUUCGUAUGCAUUAAAAAAGAAAAAAAAAA
Molecule: messenger RNA, 4334 nt
Organism: Pomacea canaliculata
Lineage: Eukaryota; Metazoa; Mollusca; Gastropoda; Architaenioglossa; Ampullariidae
Product: autocrine proliferation repressor protein A-like
Exons: 16
Coding region: 1578-3119 (513 amino acids)
Source: RefSeq, a predicted model, not a curated record